Molecule: messenger RNA, 243 nt
Organism: Volvox carteri f. nagariensis
Lineage: Eukaryota; Viridiplantae; Chlorophyta; Chlorophyceae; Chlamydomonadales; Volvocaceae
Exons: 2
Biological process (GO): regulation of transcription by RNA polymerase II; positive regulation of DNA-templated transcription; poly(A)+ mRNA export from nucleus
Cellular component (GO): DUBm complex; SAGA complex; nuclear pore
Molecular function (GO): chromatin binding; transcription coactivator activity
Source: RefSeq, a predicted model, not a curated record
CAGUUGGCUAGCUCUGGAAAGCGUGAGGCUCUCAAGGAGCUCCUUGCAUCCCGUCUGGCUUCUUGCGGCUGGCGUGACGACGUAAAGCAGCGCUGCCGAGAGUACGUGACCAAAAAAGGUCGCGAAACCGUCACAACCGACGACAUCGUACGUGCCGUACGACCUGAGGGUCGUGCAACCGUUCCUGACAGCGUGAAGGCCGAACUGCUUGCAGAAAUAAAAAAGUUCAUCCUUAGCAUCUGA